Xenia sp. Carnegie-2017 is the source of this 2445-nucleotide messenger RNA. RefSeq lists its product as uncharacterized. The record is from RefSeq and is a predicted model, not a curated record. The transcript has 3 exons. The coding region runs from base 419 to 1261 and encodes 280 amino acids. Lineage: Eukaryota; Metazoa; Cnidaria; Anthozoa; Malacalcyonacea; Xeniidae.
AUGGUCUGAUACAGAAAGCAUGUCGACGAUGAGCAAUAGCUACAAUGGAUCAGACUCUCAAUGUUCAAAUGGGUUAAGCGAAAAUGAAGAAUCUGACAAUGACAAUGCAACUUUAGUACCAACUAUCCAGUCACCUUACUAUUCUUUACAUUGCUUUUCUCUGUUAUAUGUUUCUCAGAACGUUACGUUUAUCUCUCUCCUAUUCUGAUGGUAAUUUUUAUGUUAUAGGGAAGGUGCUCAAAAUGAGAGCAAAUACAUAGUGUUUGAUAGUUGCCUGAGACAGUUAGUGAGUCAAUGCCCAUGCUGUGGUGAAAGCUGUUCCAUUGUGACCAAAACGACUGGUAGUAUGGUUAACGUACUAGCAAAAUGUCAUUGUGGUUAUGUUCGAGACUGGAAUAGCCAACCUCUGCAUGGGUGAAUGCCUUUUGGAAACUUGGUCUUUGCUGCCAGUAUCUUGUUUAGUGAUAGUAACCCCAGCAAAGUUCUUCAAUUCCUUCGUCACUCAGGCAUAGAAUUUCUGUCAGAGCGCACAUAUAGCUAUAUUCAAACAAUAUAUUUGAUACCCAGUGUUUCAAAUGUUUGGCAUAUGAACCAAAAGCAUCUUCUAGAAUCAAUCAGAGAAAGGAACAUUAACAUUGGAGGAGAUGGAAGAUGUGAUUCGCCUGGACAUUGUGCCAAGUAUGGGUCAUAUAGCUGCAUGGAUUUGAAAUCUAACAACAUUUUAGACACACAACUUGUUCAGUCCAAUGAAGUGACCAACACUGGAGCAAUGGAACUUGAGGGAUUCAAAAGAUGUCUGGCAAAGUUUGAUGAAAGUGGGAUGAAGGUGAAAUCGAUGACCACAGACAGACAUGCUCAAAUCAAAUCCUACAUGUCAAAACAAAGACCGAAAAUUGAGCACUACUUUGAUGUAUGGCAUGUAGCAAAAGGUAUAGAUUGUCAUAACAAACCAACCUUUACACAUUUCAUCAAUAAUCAAAUUCCAACAGGAAUCAAAAAGAAAAUUUUGGCAGCAUCAAAAAAAAGUGGUUGCAAAUUAUUGUCAGAUUGGGCCCAAUUAAUUUCCAACCAUGUAUACUGGUGUGCUGCUUCCAACAAUGAUAAUGAAGAACUUGUCAAGGCAAAGUGGUUGUCAGUUCUCAAUCAUAUAUGUGAGAUCCAUGAGGGACAUAGUGAUGUUUUCCCAAAAUGUGAACAUGAUAUGUUAGAGCCUAGAAUGCGGAUAAAAAAGGUUCAAAAGCUUAUGUUGAGCUGUCUUUGAUUGUUGAGUCAAAGUUUCUCAUGAGGGAUAUUUGAAAACUCAGUUAUCAGAAGCAGACUUCAUCCAUCGAAGGUUUCUACUGAGUGGUAAUUCUUUUUGCACCAAAACAUACCCAUUUUUUCUACAGAUCAAUGGAAGCAAGGUAAUAUAAUUAUGACUUGUGUAUGAUUACUUAAAAAAGUCAUCAUUGCAAAAGCAAUAAGUUGCAAUAGUUGUAAACAUAAACUUAACAUUCAUUUUUAGAUUGUUUAUUGCCGCUCUUCAUUUCAAUGAGAAUGGAAAUAAACCUCAGAAAACGAAGAAUGAUGGGCAAACAGAGGAGGCAUUGAUUUGGAGAGUGGCUUAUUCAAAGUCAAAAGAAGGACAAGGGGUCAUCAAACCAGUGAAAGUUGACAGCACUUAUGGUUAGCACAGAAAAAGAAACUUACCUUUUCUCAAUGCAAAGCCAACAUAAAUAAUGAUUUGCUUCUCAGGAUAUGUUAAGGACUUGAUGAAAGAUGUUUUGUACUGCAGACGCAUUAAUCCAACACUGUCUAAAGCUCUUGAUGUCGCUGGAGUGAAAGAAAUACCUGUCCCAUUGACUCGCCACAAACCAAAAAUCAGCAAAGCUGACGCCAUUAAGCAACAUAAAUCUCGCUUUAAUAAUAGCUAUAGCUCUGCAUAAUUUGUUCAACGUAUACGUUUAUAUAAUAUGCCAAACGGCAUCCAUAGCUAGUAAAUCCAGAUGGUGAGCUGUACUCAGGUGCAUUUGCUUUCAGCCAAUAUUCGUGGAUAAAUAAUGGAAGAACUUAAUUGACUAUUUGUCUAAUCGGCAUUAAUUGUCACGCUUUUAUGUAUGUUUACAUUUUGACUCACGGAUGCUGCAAAGAAAACGACUUUUAGUUUUGUGUCCCAUGUCAGAAGCAUCCAAAUGAAAAACUAAUGUCAUAGUUUAUUGAAAAGUAUUACCAAAAAAGAUCAAAAUAAAAACUUGGAAGAAUGGAAGGCUUGUUAGUCCUUCAGAAGACAAAAAAUAGACACUUGGCGCGUAUAUGUUGCUUUCACAAAUGAAUGCAAGUCAAUAAUAUGAAGUACACUUUUGAUUUAAGUUUCUGCAAUAAUAUGCAUUUGUUAUAGCAUAAAACUUUAAAAAUAUAUCCAAAUUAAAAUAAAAAUUUUCAAUAAAUCUAUUUUUUUAUUUAAAA